AUGCUAACCAAUAUGGAGCAUGCUCAGAUCCAGACAUCUGAUGGCACUCAAGUGGUUACUUUGAACGGUCAACAACUACAAGUACUUCAGAUGAAUAGUUCUCCACAUAUGGUACAGGGCCCUAAUGGACAGCAGAUCAUGGUCCACACUGUACCUUCUGGAGCACCAGCUAUACAGGUUGCUGCACCAAAUGGUCAACAGAUUCAAGGCCUGCAAGUUGUUCCACUAUCAAGUAUUCAGGGUGCAAACAACAAUGUACAAACAAUGCAGCUUGUUCAGACACCAGAUGGACAGACAUUUCUGUACCAACCGACACAAACCAUAGAUCAGCACCAAGUUAUUCAUCAACCUGCUGUAUUAAAUUUUGGAAACCUUGUCCAAGUAGCUCAACCGCAACAGAUUGUCAAUCAACCCAACAUUGUUAUGAUGGUAAAUGGUAACAAUAGCGGAGCGACAGCCACAACAGAGGGUGCAGCAGUAGCCAGCACAAACUGCGCCGGAUCAGACGAGGAGCCCUUGUUGUACGUAAACGCAAGACAGUACAAGCGGAUAUUAAAACGUAGAGCGGCGAGGGCGAAACUACAUGAACAAGGGCGGAUACCUAAAGAGAGACCGAAAUACCUUCACGAAUCUCGGCACAGGCACGCUAUGAAUAGGAUAAGGGGAGAAGGGGGCAGAUUUAACUCUGGCAGUAGGAGGAAUAUGGAGACGCAAGCGGAAGACCCGGCAAAGCACGGCAUUGAUGACGUGAAGCCAGAUGUCUCUAUCACUAUCAUACAGAACGAAGAAAUAGACGAACAAACAAACCAAUGGCGAAGGCUCGCGCCACACCCGAUGCAGUCUGCGUAG
Leptosia nina is the source of this 849-nucleotide messenger RNA. Lineage: Eukaryota; Metazoa; Arthropoda; Insecta; Lepidoptera; Pieridae. The record is from the annotation of a GenBank genome assembly.